This is a messenger RNA of Aureobasidium namibiae CBS 147.97, 6840 nucleotides long. RefSeq lists its product as uncharacterized. The annotation marks the transcript as partial. The record is from RefSeq and is a predicted model, not a curated record. Gene Ontology annotation, cellular component: cytoskeleton. Lineage: Eukaryota; Fungi; Ascomycota; Dothideomycetes; Dothideales; Saccotheciaceae. The transcript has a single exon.
ACUCCGCUCAGCAGCCCACAUCGUCGAAGCAGGUCCGAGCAUGUUCUGUCAGUAGUGGACUCGCCAUCACAACAGUCAGCGGAAGGCCCCCAGCCUUCCGCUCUUGCUCCUCAGCUGGUCUUCCAAACACCCUCUUCCGGCUCCGCUCGCUCGGUGCGUGAAGACAUUCAUUCCACAACCGACGCCCCUUCAGUCUACUAUACCGCUAGCUGGGGUUCUCCCUACACUCGCCCUACACAAGAUCCUAGUGCGCCCAGCGCCGAAGGCACUCCUAUCGCUUCCCAGCGACAGACUAGAAGCGAGACUCCGUCUCCAAGCAUUUCUUUCGGCCUCGAGCACCUUGUUCCAUCCCGAGUCGCCGUUCAAGGACGAGAUUUCAGUCCGUCUUUUGGUCUCGACCAUUUGUUACCAUCGCGUGUAUCUGUACAGCAACACAUAGCAAGCCCUAUCACAACAGAACGGUUGGCACUCCGGGAAGAUACAUCACGAACAGUCGCACAGAGACCGUCCCGUCAUACUAUUACCCGUCGUCUGACCGAAGACUGGGUUCAACAGUACACGACUGGCAAGUGGCGCUCAGAAAGAGGAAAUUGGUUGAGUGACGAAUCCGGCGGCAGCAAUUCGGACUCUGGAGAGGAAGACGACUUCAAGACACCCAUUCCUUUUACCUGGUUCUCUGGUAGACAUCGGCGUAAGAACACAUCCGCUAGCCCUCUAUUCGAGAGACAGCAAAGACCAGUCUCGCACGAUACCUUCAGAAGAGGACACAAAUCCAGAGAGAGCAAUUUGACCUUGAAGCAGGAAGACUUUUGGCAGUUUACACGUCAGUUCGACGAGCCGAAUAUGUCGCUAUUCACAUCCAGAUGGGCCUCGUCGCCCUCCAAGGAGAAACCGCUCCCCCAACCACCUACAUCCCUGCCAGAACAUGACAGAUCCAUCGGAUACAGCCCCCACAAGAACGGCCAGCUUCCACCGCUACCUUCGCCGCCCAAUUCAGACACCCAGCGACCCACACCACCACCACGACCGAGGACCAAACUAGCGUGGAGAGGAAAGGCUUGCUGGAUCGCUCUGCCCUCAAUGGCCCCUGAGGCCUGUGGGGGUCAUAGACCGCUAAGCACAAGCGAGAAUCAGUCGCGUCUCAAACGUUUCGAAGAGGAGGGCUAUAAUGUGGACGGAUUCGAUCUUGAGCCAUGGGCCUACCAUGAAUCAAUCGUGUCACAGAGCAGAGGCCAAUAUCCCGACGACUCAGAAGAUAUCAUCAAGCGUCAGCAAAAAGACUUCAAAGUCUUCGUACCAAACCCGCAGACCUGGAAAUCAUACCAGGAUGACCUCAUGGAGCAGAAGCUGCGUGCUUUGGGCGUGAGUCUCGGAGAUGAUCUUGCUCCUGCUCAGCCUCCACCUAUGUCUCGUCAAUCUUCUGGCCAUUACCAAUCGGUCUCGCCCAAUAUGAUGCAUGCAGCCAUGGCUGGAGGGUCGCAUCGCUCUACGCCAUCGCUAGCCCACUUCCCUACUCCUGGACAUUCCUACUCAGCAUCUGUUGCUUCCCCACUAUCCAUGCCUGGUGAUCCCAGAGGUCAUGCUCAUAGACACUCCGUAUUUGGCAUGCCAGGGAUGCCAUUCGCUUUCCCCAAUCAGCAGAACCAGCACAAUGGAAUGCCUUCCUUUUCGCCUUCGACGGCGAACUUCAACUUGAAUGGACUUCCAAGGGGAGGAUCGCCUGCGUUGGAGAGACUGAAGAGUGAAGGACCACCUGCUAAAUCUCCUAUCUCACCCUACGGGAUGCCUUCUCCAUUCGCUAGAAGCCCGCAGCUUCAACCUGGAGACUGGCCAGGUCAAGCUCACCUCAGGCAUCAAUCAGUCUUUUCGAGCUUCUCGCCCCAACCCCAGGCCCAGCGAAGCAUCACACCCACUCUUACUCCAGGUGCAGCAAUGCGCCCGAUUCCAUCCCUUGCCGAGGUCCCCGAGGACGAAGAAGAGCCAAUGCAAGAUUACUUUGCUGGCGCCACACCGAGACGUCAGACACGCAAGGACGUUGAGCUUGCUCACCCCAGUCCACGACACAACCGGAACAUUAGCGAUGCUCUGGAGAGAGAAAUUCAGGGAUCUGAUUACCAUCUGGAGAAAUCUUUCGAGCGCCAGCUCCAAGACGAAGAAGAUGAAGCGAGCAAUAGCUUCAUCAGCCAGACUUCUAGCAAUGGUGCCUACGUGCCUCCUGGGAAGCGCGCAUCUCUCGGGCCUAGUAUGAGCGGCUUUGCUAGUCGCAAUGAUUCGCCCAAUCUCAGCAAUCCCCCAGCAAAAACCGAAAUCAAGGACAACCUUGCAAACGCCGGAUCGGCUGGCGCGCUACAGAACAAGAUCACGAACAAAGUCAAGGGGCAUGUAUCAAGACUGAGUGUGGCUGCGCCUGAAUUUAAGUUCCAGCCGGGCCUUGCAUUUCAACCAACCUUGCCCAGCCUUCCAGGGUUAUCGAAUUUCGGGCCCCCGAUUCACAACCACCUCGGGAACUCAUCUACUCGUAAUAUGGAUAUGUCAGUCGCUGCUUUCCAGCCUUCGGGGCUGGGAGUCAUGCCCUCGUCCGACUUCAACUUUGCUUCCUCGUUCCCCUUCAAUUCUGUGGCUGCUGUCCAGCAACCUAUCGCUUACCAAGCUUCUCUUCAACCUGCUGCUCCGAGUAUCUUUGGUGAUGUAGCCAUUCCGGACGCUACCAAGCCAGUGAGGAGAUCCAAAGCUGUGGCUAUUACCCAGCCCAAGUCUUCUCCUGUGAAGGAAGAGCACGAAGCUGAGGAUGAAGAUGGUCGUGCAGUACAAAGCGAAGAUAGGCAAAAGAGAGCUCGUGUCGGUCAGAGCGACGGUGAUGAUGUACCGCUUUUCGCUGAGCGCCCUGCAUCGCCUACUCGAUCAAAGGCCCAAGAACCGUCAAGUCUGGAAGAUGAAAAGACAUCGACCGCUUCCAAGUCUGAACAAUCCGACGAUCGAAAGAAGGCACCGGAAGACGACAAGAUAGAGCCUGCACCUGCUCAGGGGCAUGCGGCCAAGACACCAGCCGAUAACGCCUCGGUACAUGAGUUCGUGACUUCGGCUAAGCUUCCUGAGGUGCAAAAUGAGCGCGGCCACAAGAAGAACUUGAGCUCUCUAUCAGCACUCGCAAAGCCGUUCGACUUCAAACCACAAGGAUCAAUUUCAAGCAACCAGCCCCUCGAUAGUCUUCUCUUGAGCCCCGAUCCGAAUAAGACCAAGCCCGACUUCAGCCCUUCGCGCGUGUUCUCGCGUACCUCUGAGAAGACGCAGGCUUCCGUUGAAGACCUCGAUUAUGCACCUUCGCCUGAGCCACAGAAACAUGCGCCAUACCCCAUCGAUGUCAAUCAGCGAGCUCGCUUCUCAGAGCCUACCUUUGAUGAGAUCGAUGCCGUCAUGCAACAACUCAACGACGACGACGAGUAUGACAAUGUCCAGCAGGAGUUUGCUUCGGAGAUCGCGAGUCCAAACGCUAGUGUCAUACACCACAGUCCAAUUCGACAUGAUAGAGACCGUUCGAUCUCUCCUCUACCAACGCUUUCGAGAGAGCAAGUCAAACUUCGCCCAGCUCAUAUCAACCGCCUCAAUCGUGGUGAAGAGAUUCCUCUGAGCGAAUGGUCUGAUGACCUUUCUGUCGACGAGGCUAGCAAGCUGCGCGUGCGUAGCAAUUUCUUCGACGAUAGAGUCGACCAGAUCAUUGGCGGUGUGAUUGAUCACCGUUUGGCACCUCUUGAAAAGAGCUUGCAGAUGAUACACCGCGCAGUAAGCACUAUCAUGACUCGUGAGCCACAACCAGCACCAAAGCGCGCCUUGUCCGUGGACGAUAGCGAUGCCGACGAUGAAGACGAUACCGUUGAAAAAAGACAACCUUUCCGCUCUGUCUCUCGUGCGCAAGAUAGGAAAGCCAGUCAAAUCAAGGCUGCUGUGCUCGAGGCUUUAGCUUCGCAGAAGGCAAAUGGCACUUCGAUCUCAUCUUCCACCGAGAUUCACAAUGCUCUUAUGGACAUGAACACGACAAUUGCUCGUAUCGCAUCGUCCAACCUCGAUAUCGACGAUGUUAAGCACGUUGUUGACGAGUCACUACAUCGUAUGGGCAAGACUCUGACGCCUGCUCCAGCUACGGAGAACACUGAGGCGACUCACAGGCACAGACGUGAAGUCUCUGAGCUGAAUAGCAGGCUAAACAGAACUCUUGCCGAUGCGCUGGAAGAAGCGAACCAACGUCGCGCCAUUGAGGAACGCGAGGCAGAUACUCGUCGCCUACUUCGUCUGGCCGAGGAAGAGCUCUCUCUGCUCCGCAAGACUGUGGGCGACAAGGAACAGCGCAUUCACUCCUUGGAGAAUCAACGCGAAGAGCUUGAAAUCCGUGUUGAUGCUGCUGAGGUCACACACGCGCACGAUCGAAAGCAGCUAUCAGACUUUGAGGCAGAAACUUCGGCACUCGAAUCUACACUCGAAGAAUACCGUAUCUCUAGUAUCAAGUGGAGAAACCAGGUGGAUGAGGUCACCAAUGAGAAUGAUGUUCUCAAGGCUAGUACUAUUGAACUCAAAAUCCAGCUCGAAGAAUCUCGAGAGAACGCCAAGGUGGUCCGUCAACAACUUGAUGAUGCAGUCAUCGAGAAUGCAGCGCUCAAGGCAACAUCAGCUGAACUUUUGUCACAACUAGAAGAGUCUCAAGUCUUUGGCAAACAAGCACGCCAGGCAGCUGACGAUGCAGCCAUAGAAGCCACCGCAAUCAAAGCCAGUGCUGCAGAGUUGAUGGUUCAGCUUGAAGAGUCUCACGCUACCAUGAAGCGCGUUCAAGAGAGCGCCGAGGACGCAAUCGUUGAAAGUACGGCACUGAAGGCUAGUGUCACAAGCUUGUUCACUGAACUUGAAGAGUCUCGCCUUGCUGCAAAGACUUGGAAGCAAGAAGCUGAAGUUGCUGCUCAUACCAAUGCCAGUCUACAUGAGAGCAUGUCUGACAUGAAGAACCAAAUCGCGGAUGGCUUGAGUAUACGUGAGAACAUGCGUAGCAAACUCGACAAGAUCCAUCACGGCAUGAUCUCAGCAGCCGAGCAGUUGGCCAAUGAGAAGGCCAUCUGGCAGAACCGUAAUGAGGAGCUGCAGAAGAGAUAUGUCGUCUUGCAGGCUCGCCUGGAGGGCGAGGCCAGCAUCAGACGUAGCAUGGAAGAAGAGGUACAAAGCUUGCGUGCUCAAGUGCAUGAGGCUGUCACCACCAAGAUUGAGCUCGAACAGCUGCAAAGAUCUACUACGUUGCACGAGGAGACGUUGAGGACACUCAGAGAAAACCUCAACUCAGAGCAGACCUCGAACGCGCGUCUGCAGCGCGAUCUGCAUGAGGCCAGAGAGUCUGGGAGAGCCGAAGUUCAGCGUACCCAGAUGAUCAUGCAAUCCAGCAUCGAAGCAGCUGAAAGUCAGGCUAACAUCAUUCGUGCCAGCUUGGAGCAUGAGAUGAUGCUAGCCAAGAACGAGAUAGACAACAUCAAGAUGGUCUCGGAUGCUGCUCGUGAAACACACGAACGUUCGCUUGAGCAAGAGGCUGAUCUCAGACGUGAUGCUCUUCGCAAGGUCAAUGAGACCAGCAGUGCUGCCCUAAAUGACCUGCGCGAAAAGCACGCUGAGGAGAUCAGAUACAUCAAGUCACAGUACGAAAGGAGUGUUGCCAACGCCUACGAGGACAAGCAACGCUCUGCAGUACACUUCAAUGACAGACUUGAGCUGUCCAAUGAUCAAGUCUUGCAUCUUCGUGACAAGGUCGCUCAUCUGGAGGAACGUCUGAACGUCGCUAGAUCCGCAGCGCAGGCAGCAGCUUCCGCAGCUCAAGCAGCAAAGCUCACCCCAUCUGUCACCCCUGCAUCCGCACCCGCGCCCUUACCCGCAUCGCGAGAAGAGCCUGAGAAGAUCUCACCUCAGGCACUUCGCGAAUCUAUCCUAGUCUUGCAAGAGCAGCUCCAGGAACGUGAGACUCGUAUCGAGAGUCUGCAAAACGAGAUUGCGAAUGUUGACACUUCAGCGCCUGCUAAACUCAAGGAGAGGGAGGUUGAGGUUUCUUGGCUACGCGAGCUUCUAUCUGUUCGGAACGAGGAUCUCAAUCAGCUGGUUGAUACAUUGUCAAAGUCGGAUUAUGAUAAGGACGCCGUCAGAGACUUUGCCAUCCGCAUCCGCGCCAAUCUGCAGAUGGAACAACAAGAGAAGGAGCGACUCAUUAGCGCUGGCCCAUCGUUGACUGGUCAAGCCCUGGCCAACUUGACCAACUUUGCUUCCCCCAAGGCAGUUUCUUUGGCCGCGGCAUUUGGUAACUGGCGCAAGAGCAGAGAAUUCCCACGUCCUGCAUCUGCUCCCAAAGCUCCUGUCUCGAGAGCAACUGCUAGAUCGUCUGCUGCCGCCGCACGUUCGGCCAAUGGCCGCACGCAAACACCUUCCAAGCCUGCACCCCUGCCGUCGCCAUCUGUCCUGUCUGGGCUCAUGACGCCCCCUGCCACAAACCUCCGCCGCACACCCAGUCCUGCCGAAGGACCAAGUGAAUCACAGCGCUCGAGCCCAAGCUUCCAUCACGGUUCACAGCAGGCCAGUAGCGAGACGAAGAUGGCCUACUUUGAUACUCAACCCAACCAACAGGGCGAAGAGCGUCCGAUGGUCUUCAGACGCCAGAGCUACGAUGAAGAUGCCCAGCUCGGCGAUGUCGAUACCGAUAUGGGAGCUGAUGUUGAGGAGGAGCAGAGAACCAUCACCACCGAUGAUGAACUCCAGCGUUCUGUUGAUCAGACGCCCGAGGAACUGCUUGGCAGAAGUCUUACCAACGAGCUCGAGGCAAUGUAA